CCUCCUGGAGAACAGUAAUCUACUAAUCUACUAUCUGUCUGUGCUAUAAUCUUCAUACCAAUCAUUAUUUACUGCACAAUCUUUAUUCGUUCAACUUUCGUUGAUACACUACACUCCACAACAGUUCAAAGUAAAAAACUACAGUGUUUCAAGUUUUAAUUAGCAGCUUGCAAACAUGACGACUGCUGCCCGACCGACGUUUGAACCAGCCCGCGGUGGCCAGGGCCGUGGAGAAAAUGAUCUCAGUGCCUUGUCUGUACAAUAUUCCAGCAGGGAUUUACCGUCACACACAAAAUUAAAAUACAGGGAACCUGGACAGGGCACAACUGAAGAGCUUCAGAAGCAAGAUUUUGCCAAAGUACUCGAAGAAAAAGAAAAAAAUGUUGGGACUAAAGCAAUAGGAGGUGAACCCCCGCUGAAAAAAAUACGUCCUGAACAUGUUCCGAUUGCAACAUUGGAUGUCGAUGAUCCUCUAGAUUUAGAUGCAUCAGAUGAUGAUGAUAGUGAAGAUGAUGCUGAAGAAUUAAUGUUAGAAUUACAAAAAAUUAAAAAAGAAAGAAUGGCUGAAGAAGCUCGUAUGGAAGCAGAUAAACGUGAAGCUGAGGAACAAAUCAGAAUCCAAAAUAUUCUUCAAGGAAAUCCGUUACUAAGCUAUGGAGGAGGAUCAGCAGUACCCAAAAUUAACCAAAAAGUCAAGAGACGCUGGAAUGAUGAUGUGGUAUUUAAAAAUUGUGCUCGCACAGAACCAGAAAAGAACACUACAUUUAUAAAUGAUUGCAUACGCUCAGAUUUUCAUAGAAAAUUUAUGGAUAAAUAUAUAAAAUAAUUUUAAC
Messenger RNA from Myzus persicae (green peach aphid), 833 nucleotides. RefSeq names its product protein CWC15 homolog (gene c12.1). The record is from RefSeq and is a predicted model, not a curated record. Gene Ontology annotation, biological process: mRNA cis splicing, via spliceosome. The coding region runs from base 176 to 826 and encodes 216 amino acids. Gene Ontology annotation, cellular component: catalytic step 2 spliceosome. NCBI's taxonomy places the organism in Eukaryota, Metazoa, Arthropoda, Insecta, Hemiptera, Aphididae. Gene Ontology annotation, molecular function: RNA binding. The transcript is spliced from 5 exons.